AUGGUGAACGAGCUACGCGCAGAAUUCACUCGGUGGCAGCAUGAGCAUGCUUCAGGGCCUUCGGUUCACACCGCUUCAUUAUUGCGGACCCCUUUCACAGCCGAGAUUAUGGCUCAGCCGUAUCCGAUCGACCUGCGCAUUCCCGAUAAUAAGGAGUACGAUGGACGAACAGACCCGGAGGUCCACAUCAAUACCUAUUACGGGAACAUGCUAAUGAUGGGUGUGAGUGACGCUCCUUACAUGUACUUGGAGAAGGCUAAGCAGUUUGAGGGGGAUACUUUGACCGACUUUUUGGUUAAAUGGAAAGCGGCCGUAGGUGAGGUCGAGCCCAUGGAUGACCUGACGGCGAUCCAUAUGUUGCACAUUUCCUUGAGAUCCAGAUAUUUAUAUCAAGACUUUAUACUUCAUCUGCUGGCGACGUAUGAAGAAACACUUCGCCGAGUGACAGACUACGUCAAUGCCGGAGAGGCCAACGCUAUCAAACGGUGUCAGGAAGUCGGUUCAUCCCGGAAGCCACCCGGACGAUCGGAUAAUCAGUCGACAGGGCACCACCGAUCCCGAACUCGCCCGCAGGACUUCACGGCUUUGAACCGCUCGGCCGCGGAAACCCUGCAGUAUGCACAAUCAUGUAAUCUCAUUCGGUUACCACGUCCUGGACAGGAAGGGAAGGACAAGUCAAAGCAUUGCGCUUAUCACCGAUGCAGUGGGCAUGAUACUGAAGAGUGUACAACUUUGAGACAGUUGUUAGAAGACCUGCUUCAAGCCGGUAAGCUGGACAAGUGCGUGGGAAAAAGAGAAGAGAGCAAGAGACCAACCAGGAAAAGAGACCAUCGGCGUUCCGAUCGGUCUGAACGGUCGGACCAUGACCAGAGAGAUCCCGAUCCCAAGUCUGAGAGUCACCAAACGUCUAAGCCGACCAUCCACGUUAUAUUUGGGAGUUUGGAAGAUGCAUCUCAAGCCUGA
Molecule: messenger RNA, 963 nt
Organism: Ipomoea nil (Japanese morning glory)
Lineage: Eukaryota; Viridiplantae; Streptophyta; Magnoliopsida; Solanales; Convolvulaceae
Exons: 2
Coding region: 1-963 (320 amino acids)
Source: RefSeq, a predicted model, not a curated record